AUGAUUACCACUCCGAAUGCGCUGGGAAACGGUCGCCAUCGCCGUCAAAUUUCCACCCCAGCAGCCCCAUACGAGGUCCCCACCUCGGCAAUCAUGCACCAACGUCGGUCACAUCGUCGAGGCCAAACAAUGGACUACGGGUCCUUCAACCCACAGGCUACCAUUGACCGACAAUACAUGCCAAAGACGGUUUCGCAACUGCGAGACUACUUUAACGAAAAAUCAGGUUUCCCAUCUCACCAGCGGGAUGUCCAGCAGUGUCCAUCAUAUGCAGAGGAACCCGAGCAGUCUUAUUUCCCAUCGGGACUACCUUCGCAGCAGUCCUAUCAAUACCCACCCCAGGCUUCACUCGGGGCUGAUUGCCAAGCCUUCGAUCACGAGCAAUUACGGGGCAUCCAUGCCGAGAGCCCAGCGCCCUCCUCUACUGGCGCUCCCACUAUGUCCAGGUCGGCCAGCGAGAGCUCUGAGAACACACCACUGAAGCUGGCUCUGCACCGAAUGCAGCGAGAGCAAUCUUCCAACCAACAGCACCAAAGCAACCACCAUGCCGAUUGGGAGUUGUUUGCCCAACGCAAUCUGUCUGUUGCGCCGCACGAACAGGUGACGGCCUACGUCGAGUCCAUGCAUCCAGUCUCCGUUCAACCCAAAGCUCCCUCCGCAAAGAUUCUAUCUCAGAUUUCCUCUACACAUCCCCCCCUGACCCCCGAUUCUACCCCAUUAAAAAGAUCCAUUGAUUAUUCUAUGUACAGCAAUGACCCAACACCCUGCAAGUCCCAAAGUUUUUCAUUCCCCUACACUCCUGCUACCUCUGAGAUGCAGAGAGCACAAUCUCUUCAACCGCUCCCGUUUGUCAGCCCUUUGCAGAUGAAGCAGCAAAUGCCCUCUCCCGCCAAUUCCCCGGUGAGCUCAUCGUUCACUGAGCUUGCAGACAUGCCCACCCCCAGUCCCUACGGAGUCACACCACAAAGGCCAGUGCCGUCCGUUCCAUCCUCCACUCGAGGAGCCAAGAAGCGAGCCUCUUCAAUUGUCUCAUCAUCCAUGGUUCCACCCUCCCGCGACGGCGAUCUUGAUGCUAGAGUUAAGGCAUCUGUGCAAGAGACUGGUAUCUCGAACGACGAGAUUGCCAAGUUUAUCUCUGGCCCUGACCCCAAGGACGGCAAGUGGGUCUGUCUCUUCACGGACUGUUUAUGUCGAUUUGGUCGCAAGGAAAAUAUCAAGUCACACGUCCAGACCCAUCUGGGAGACCGCCAGUUCAAAUGUGACAUUUGUGAAAAGCACUUUGUUCGUGGGCAUGAUCUCAAGCGCCAUUUAAAGACACACAGCGGUAACAAGCCUUUUGCGUGUGCCUGCGGUGCUAGCUUUGCCAGGCAGGAUGCGCUGACGCGCCACCGCCAACGGGACAUGUGUGUGGGAGGUUUCACUGGGGUCGUUCCGAAGACCACCAAGCGUGGUCGGCCACCCAAGAAGAACAAGAACAGACCUGACAUCGAUACCCGCCAAGCCAAGUCGACUCGCACUCGCCAACGUGUUGCCGAGAAAGUUACAUCAAUUGCUUCCGCUUCCACCCGCCCUACUCUGCAGGAUGCCCCCGUUUUCACCUCGCCAAAAUAUGCACCAUCAAAUGCCAUGUCGUCGUUCACGCCACCCGCUUCUCCUGGGCAGUCGUACUACGAGAUCUCCUCGCCCUCCCAAGAUUAUGAACCUUACCCUUCCAAAGUUGAGGAUGAUAUGCUGCCAUUAUCACCCCCUCAGAUGGCACACGCUCGGUAUGAACAGGCAAUGGCUCAGUAUGGUUCAAACUUUGGUUCUCAGUCAUACUCGCAAGAAUCGUUGUACAGUGAAUCGGGUCUCUCCCCCCGGGAAUUGUCCUCCCCGCACACGGCACCUACCCUGGCAGAGUCUUCUGUCGGCUCCGAGAUUGAUAUUUUCAUGUCCCAAGACCACUCUGAUGACGUACGGGAAGAAUUCGGUCAGCUCGCAACUCCCAGCCUUCCUGGAUUCUCGAGCUACCAGUUUGUGGACACCAGCGACUUCUCUGGCUCGUCCUUUUACCCAGCCAAGACCUUCUCUGGUCUUUCCAGCCUCGAAGAUGACCUUGCGGAUCCUAUUGAAUGUCUGUCAAGCGAAUUUCUUGUCGAUCCUUGA
This is a messenger RNA of Penicillium brevicompactum, 2145 nucleotides long. It is a transcript of the gene ace2, whose product is annotated as putative C2H2 transcription factor (Swi5). Gene Ontology annotation, biological process: regulation of transcription by RNA polymerase II. Gene Ontology annotation, molecular function: DNA-binding transcription factor activity, RNA polymerase II-specific; RNA polymerase II cis-regulatory region sequence-specific DNA binding. The record is from RefSeq and is a predicted model, not a curated record. The coding region runs from base 1 to 2145 and encodes 714 amino acids. The transcript is spliced from 2 exons. NCBI's taxonomy places the organism in Eukaryota, Fungi, Ascomycota, Eurotiomycetes, Eurotiales, Aspergillaceae. Gene Ontology annotation, cellular component: nucleus.